This is a messenger RNA of Phialemonium atrogriseum, 321 nucleotides long. RefSeq lists its product as uncharacterized. The transcript is spliced from 3 exons. Lineage: Eukaryota; Fungi; Ascomycota; Sordariomycetes; Cephalothecales; Cephalothecaceae. The record is from RefSeq and is a predicted model, not a curated record. Bases 1 to 321 code for a protein of 106 amino acids.
AUGACCGACGGGAAGCUCUCGUCAUUUACAGCAGGACUGGACUGGGUAAUCAACCUCCCACAGAACCAGUUUAUAGGAAGCAUCAAGGUAGACCCUGCGACCAAGGAGGCGUCCAGGGUGCUCUCCAUCUCUGGCGCGCCCGGUCUGAUGGGCAUAGCCGAGAUCUCGCCUGACGUCUUCGCCGUCGUGGCCGGCGACCUCGACACCAAGACGUUCGCGCCGAGGUCGGGAUCCUACGCCGUGUACGAGGUGGACCUCACGAGGACGACGCCGGUGAAGAAGGUGCCCGAGUCGGGCUUCUUCAUCGGCUCAACAAAAUGA